Molecule: messenger RNA, 1005 nt
Organism: Aegilops tauschii subsp. strangulata
Lineage: Eukaryota; Viridiplantae; Streptophyta; Magnoliopsida; Poales; Poaceae
Source: RefSeq, a predicted model, not a curated record
AUGGACGAGGCCCGGACGAAUCAGUUCCCGGACCUGAAGCUCAAGCCGUCGGUCGCGUUCGACCCGUUCACGAGCGUGACCCAGACCCUGAAGAAACUCGCCGAACUGGUCGGCGGCUACGAUUGGAGCAUCAUGUUCUACCCGGACGGAGCGAAAGUAGCCGGCUACGCGUCAGUCUACUUGAGUUAUCUCAGCCAGGCCAAGGGCGGGGUGAGGACAAGCUUCACCUUAACCAUGCUCGACGAUCAAGGCAACGUACAUGCAACCAGGCAGAUACCUGGAUUCAUCUUCGGUGAGAAGGAAACCUGGGGCUUCUCCGACUUUGUCGAGAAAUCGAAGCUGAGAUCGUCAUGUCUCCUAACGAUAAGGUGUGUGCUCGCUGUGAUCAAAGAACCACCCUCGGAGUGCAAGAGCAAUCUUAUCGUGGACCCUCCGCCGGAGCUGCCCGGCCGCCUCCACCGCGCCCUCAAGAACGGGACAGGCACCGACAUCACGCUCCUCGUGGGGGACAGGGAGUUCAGAGCGCACAAGUUCAUCCUGGUCGCGCAGUCUCCGGUUUUCGAAGCUCAACUCUUUGGCCUGAUGGCGCAGAAGGACAUCCGUUGCAUCAAGGUUGUUGACAUGGAGCCGGCCAUCCUCGAGAUGCUUCUUCACUACGUCUACACGGAUUCACUGCCACCAUGUGGCGAAGACAAUUACGAUACAGCCACGAUGCAGCAUUUGCUAGUCGCCGCGGACAGGUACGGGCUGGACAGGUUGAAGGUGAUGUGCGCAAAGAGGUUGUGCGAAAACAUCAACGCGAGCACAGUCACGAGUACAUUGGCACUAGCAACUCACCACUACCGUGACCAGCUCAAGGAAGCAUGCUUAAAGUUUAUGUCGUCGUCGCGGGAAGCCAUGGAUGCAGUCGUGGUGACCGACGGGUUCCAACACCUCAUUGCAAGUUGCCCCAUGCUAGAUUUGCAGAAGAACACCGUGGAAAAAGUAACCAUCCAGAGGAAGUAA